GAGCAGUCCUUUCUACAACUCUGUGUUGGAAAGUGUAACAGUAUAAAGCUUAUCGACAUUCCACUUAUAAACAAGAAAUAUGGCUGAACCCAAGGGAGACAUUGCAUUAAUUGGGCUGGCAGUGAUGGGCCAGAACAUCAUCCUCAACAUGAACGACCAUGGAUUCACGGUGGUUGCCUUUAACCGAACUGUAUCCAAGGUUGAUGACUUUAUGAACAAUGAAGCCAAGGGCACCAACAUUAUUGGAGCUAAAUCAAUGGAGGAAAUGGUCAGUCUGCUGAAAAAACCAAGGAGGGUUAUGUUACUGGUCAAGGCUGGAGCUGCAGUGGACGCCUUCAUUGACAAAUUGGUGCCUCUACUAGAAAAGGGAGACAUCAUCAUUGACGGAGGGAAUUCUGAAUACAAAGACACAAAUAGGAGAUGUAAGGCCUUGGCUGAAAAGGGUCUAUUGUUUGUGGGUAGUGGAGUAAGUGGAGGAGAGGACGGUGCCAGAUAUGGACCCUCUCUCAUGCCUGGUGGAUCACCAGAAGCAUGGCCUCAUAUUAAGAACAUUUUCCAGUCCAUUGCUGCCAAAUCUGGGGAUGAGCCUUGUUGUGAUUGGGUUGGAAGUGAGGGUGCAGGACACUUUGUGAAAAUGGUCCACAAUGGUAUUGAGUAUGGAGACAUGCAGCUCAUCUGUGAGGCAUACAAUGUUAUGAAGGAUGGAUUAGGCAUGAAUCAGUUGGAAAUGGCUGAUGUUUUCGAGGAGUGGAAUAAAACUGAACUGGAUUCAUUUCUGAUUGAAAUCACCCGAGACAUCCUUCGUUAUAAGAACAGUGAUGGCAGUUUCCUACUGGAACAGAUACGUGACACAGCAGGACAGAAAGGCACAGGGAAAUGGACAGCCAUAUCAGCACUGGAAUAUGGUGUGCCAGUGUCUCUUAUCGGUGAGGCUGUGUUUGCAAGAUGUUUAUCUGCCCUUCAACAAGAAAGAAUUGAAGCCAGUAAACAUAUUGAGGGACCAGAGAAAACCAAGUAUGAGGGCGACAAGAAGCAGUUAGUGGCUGAUCUAAAGCUGGCGUUGUAUGCCUCUAAGAUUGUCUCCUAUGCACAAGGGUUCAUGUUGAUGCGGGAAGCUGGAUCAGAAUUAAACUGGGACCUGAACUUUGGCGGUAUCGCUUUGAUGUGGCGAGGAGGGUGUAUUAUCCGCAGUCGUUUCCUGGGCAAGAUAAAAGAGGCCUUUGACAAAAAUCCUAAACUGAGUAAUCUCCUCUUGGAUGAGUACUUUAAGCAAGAGAUAAAGAAAUGCCAGGCUGCCUGGCGAAGGGUUGUGUCCACAGCUGUCCUAUUGGGAAUCCCUACGCCCGCCUUCAGCACAGCCUUGGCAUUCUUUGAUGGGUACCGGUCAGCCAGACUACCUGCUAACCUUUUACAGGCACAGAGGGACUAUUUUGGAGCUCAUACUUACGAACUGUUGAGUAAUCCUGGUAAAUUCAUCCACACAAACUGGACUGGACAUGGUGGAACCGUAUCGUCCAGUACUUAUGAUGCUUAAUCAUGCUGGAUCAUCCUUCACAUACACAAAUAUCUGGACACUUUUUUCAGAUAAUUGGAGACUUCUUCAUAAAGGGAGACAAUUUCAUUGAAUGGGUUAUAGAUUUAUCGAUGGUAUUGGUAUACAAGAUCUGAAUGGUAACAAAGAAAGAAAGAUAGUUAGUCAUCAUUGUAUGUAAUAUGUACUAAUGUCAUAUAGCUAACAAGUUGUAGUAAAUAAAUUCAAUAUGAUAUAAAUCUAUAUUCGGAACUUCUAACUAAUGCUUGUUAGAGACAGAUGUAGAGUAGCAUAGUACAAAGGAGUUUCUUUUUUAAAACUGGGUUAUGUUGAUUGAAAUUUUAUCAACAUGGUUUGCUGUUUUAACAAAGUUGACAAGAAAAACAGUACAGCAAGGAUCAUGAUGCAAGUUUUUGACAAUAAUUUUUAUAUCGCUGUACAACAUCGCUAUACGUGUGUGCAAUUUUGAUAGAUAUAGCUGUAUCAAUAUUUUCUGUUCACAUUUCUGCAAGAAUGUCACAAUCAAUGGGAUAACUACCAAAUAUUUCCUGUCAAAUUUACUGAUAUACCAGUACACAAAUCCAGUACUUAACUUAUUGUUAAGACGACUACUGUUAACAAAACACAUUUUUAAAUAUAGAUUGUUGUACUUUGUGAAAGCUUAUUUGCGACAUUGUUGAAUUUGUUGAGAAGUAUCAGUUUUAUCAUGCAAACAUAUAUUUAUAUUUUUCGGUUGAACUAGAAUGCGUAAUAUUAUGUAGGUAUGUGACAGAACGAGGCUAUUUGGUGCAUUCUUACAAAAACAGUUACCUUGUAUUAUUUGAUGAAAUCUAUAUAAACUACACACAGGUACCCAGAAUUGUCCUUACUGAAUACAAAAUUUCUUAUAAUUUCUGGGUUUUUUUUUUUGUUUUUUGUCUAUGUGUUAAGUGGCUUUUUUCGUUAUAUUUUUUUUUUUUUUGUGUUUUUUUGUCUGGAGGAAUGCAGUGGGCAUCGUUGGUCAAAUUUAUUGCAAGCAGAGCUUCUUUUCAAUGAUUUGAGAAUUUUAUUGGCACUCGGUGACAUCAAAAUGCUUUAAUUAGUACAUUUUAAACAAAUACAUGUACAAUGUAUUUAACGUUUGGAUAGUUCAGUUAUUUAUCUUUUUAACUAUGUCUCGAUUUUUGGUGCUGACCUUUUUCUCUGUGAGCUGUGAGUGUUAGAACAAUCGUAUUGAUGUUUGAAAUCCAACAAGUAUAUAUAAUUUUUUUUAACAGAAAUUAUUGAUACAUAUUUAUGAUAUAAUCUGCAGAAAACUGUAGUGCUAAUUCUUUGAAAAUGAAAUGGGUAUAUCUCUUACAAUAUCUUAAUAAUUUAAAAUUUUCUCCACAAAAUACAUGUGAUUCUGUGAUCCUAGAUUUAGCUAUCCUCUGUGAUUGUCAGAUUUGAUAUUCUUUUGUUUGUUGGAGUUUCUGUGUCUCUACCGUACAUAAUAUAGAUAUAUAUUUGGUAAGAAUACCUUUAAUUGAUAUGUUUGUGUGAGAGAAAGAUUGUAUUCAAUUGUCAAAAUAGUGAUAAUUCUGUGACUAAUAUUCACGUUCAACAAAAGAGUGCUUUUUUGUCUAUCAAUGACAAUUUGUCACGUAACAUAACAAAUUUUACCGUUCAUGAAAAUUUACCUCAAAAACGCAUUGUAAAUUGUUUUCAUAUACACACAUGUAUUGUGAUACAAAUUACACUUACAAAAACUUAUAUUCAACAUUUAGAUUUUGUAUUGCUUUUUCACCUAAAUCAUAAAUAAUAAAGCUUUGCAUGAAACAGAUGAAAUAGUCAUUUUUUGUGUUAAGGUAGAAAGACCUUUUUGAUACACACUUUUGUACCUUUAAUGAAGAAGAAUUCAGAAAUCUUUCUGCACUUUGCUGACCUGGAGUUGCUUGCUUCUUUACCUAGGAUUUCCUUUUUAAAGAAAACACAUCUUGACAAUGUUGAUAUCAGAUCUGAAACCUGAUGGUGAUGAAGCAGAAUUCAUAAGUUCUGUAUUAUUGAUAUCUACCAUUUGAUUGUGUUUUUCAGCAUCAUUAAAAAGAAUUUCAAAUUAGCUAAAUCCAUUUAGAAUUUAAAAACCUUCAAUAAUUAUUUUUGUUACACUUAUUGAGGACACAAUGUAAAAAACUUUUCAAAAUUUAUAAUACUGCACAAAGUGCUAGACUUUCUUUCAAACAAGUGUUUCCUUCUGUGUUAGAAAUGAAAGCAGCUUUAUAAAAAUAUUGAAUAUAUAAAGUUACUUUGCUUGAAAUUUUUGAAUCUGUAGAUGAUUUUUUCUGAUGAAAUUAACACCUAAAAAAUACACUAUACAGAAUUUAAAUUUUAGUUCAAAUUCAUGAUAAUAAACAUAAUUUUGUACGAUCAUCACACUUUCAAGUGCAAUAUAAUUGAUAACUUAUGUUAAUGUAUGAUCAUUAAAGAUGAAAUAAAUUGAUAAUUGAUUGUUUUA
Messenger RNA from Ylistrum balloti, 4004 nucleotides. Its product is annotated as 6-phosphogluconate dehydrogenase, decarboxylating-like. The transcript is spliced from 13 exons. Gene Ontology annotation, molecular function: NADP binding; phosphogluconate dehydrogenase (decarboxylating) activity. Gene Ontology annotation, cellular component: cytosol. The record is from RefSeq and is a predicted model, not a curated record. Gene Ontology annotation, biological process: pentose-phosphate shunt, oxidative branch; pentose-phosphate shunt. Bases 80 to 1534 code for a protein of 484 amino acids. NCBI's taxonomy places the organism in Eukaryota, Metazoa, Mollusca, Bivalvia, Pectinida, Pectinidae.